Messenger RNA from Anneissia japonica, 1505 nucleotides. RefSeq names its product branched-chain-amino-acid aminotransferase-like protein 1. The record is from RefSeq and is a predicted model, not a curated record. The transcript has a single exon. NCBI's taxonomy places the organism in Eukaryota, Metazoa, Echinodermata, Crinoidea, Comatulida, Comatulidae. The coding region runs from base 29 to 673 and encodes 214 amino acids.
GGAUACAGACAAAGUUACCUACAAAUUUAUGAAAGAAAGUGUUUUAGAGGCAAAAUACCCGGGUAAGAGGGUAGUUUUUGUCAAAGACAUGUCGUAUGCCAUCACCUGGAAACUACAAAUGUUGCCUAAAGGAUAUCGACAUGCAUUCUUGAUUCGACAUCCUGCAAAAGUAUUUUCAUCUAUAAAGAAAUGUUACAGCAACCUUUCAAAUGAAUGUACUCCUGGUAGAGAUUUAAUACUGGAGAAGAAUGAUGGCACUCUUGUCCCUGAAAAAUACGGAUUUGGUGAAAGUUUACAACUUUACGAGCAUCUUAUCAAAACAGGAAUCGAUCCUGAUCCAUUGAUCGUAGACACUGAUGAUCUUCUGGAAAAUCCUGAGCUGAUUUUGAAGCAGUUCUGUGAACGCACAUGUGUUCAGUAUACAGAUAAAUUAUUGCAAUGGAAUGCUGGAGACGGUGUUGUACAAGAAUGGAAGGUAUCGAAGGUGCUUUUACAAGGAAACCAACUAUUAGGUUAUUAUCAAAAUGCAUUUGAUAGUCAGCAUUUCCACAAGCCUAAUCCAGCUCCUAGUCGAUCCGAGUUACCAGACGAUGUCAACACUUGCAUUGACGGAGCACUGCCGUAUUACGAAAAAAUGUACGCUCUCCGACUGGGGGCUGAAAAGAUCAAUUAAUGGAAAGUUUGAUUUUAUGAAAUAAUAUGAAUGUUUUGCUUAAAUCCCUUUCGAUUAGAAGGUAUUAAGUAAAAAAUAACGACAAUAUCUAUCCGUUCCGCAACCUUUACAAUAUGGCAAUGCAUAUAUCCGGUUUGUUUUUUUUUGCAACUUCUAAAGCCCACGUCCCAUAUGGCAAUGACUAGUGCGUUCUGCAAUGUUUUAUCAUAGGACUCAAAGCCAAUUGACAUUGCCUAUGAGUUCAGCAACAUAUCACAGCCCACGACAUAAAUCCAAGAACUUUUAACUUUACCAGGAUAGUAAUUGUGUAGUUUUAUCAUAUCAAGUGCACCAAUCAUAGAAUCAGCUCUGCAGACUAAGUGCAAGAGUAGACCAGCAAGCUUUCUUUCCUGGUACUGUACAUUUACAAGUCCUUAAUAAAUCCAAUCGACAAGGUAUGCGCUUCAUAACCUUUUACUGCACGACCAACAUUCAAAUGUUUGUAACCCAAUAGACCUCAGACUAAAUUCAUCACCAUAAUGUCUUGGUGACAUUAUUGAAUUAGGUGUUAUUUUUGUGUUUGAGUGAUUCCGUCACGAAAUAAUAUUUACUAUAGUAAAAUAAACAUUAUUCGAUUUUGAUCUUAGGUUGGGGAACUUUUUGACCUCAUGUGACAUAAUUUACCAUGCCGUUACAUUGUUCUUUAUACCAAAUAUCAUAGGGUUGUACUAUUUUACUCUGUAUUACUAAUAACAAAAAAAAUAUAUUAAGACGAUUACAAUUCGUGAGCAUAAAUGUUACCCCCUACCCCAUAUCAAUAAAUGCAUUAAAUUGACACGCCUAUACUCAGUUA